AUUCAGUACUUCUUCCGGUCAUGUGAUGCAAGCUUGUCCUGGUCAGAGACUGCACACACCGCCCGCUGUAAAGAAGCGCCAGGCUAGAGUGGACUAGCGUUGGAUCAAAGUCGUCAUGUCGCGUUGAGUGGCCAGCCGCCGGGCGGGUCGGCAGGUAGUCUAGCGAUGUCUGGUUCGCUGCCGCACAGUCGAGGCGAGGCCAAAAGCCAGAGGAGAGUCACUCAGUCACUCGACGCUGACGCUCCUCCUUGUCUCUACACCAACCACUAGAUCGCCAUCAUGACAGCCAUCGACAUGACAGCGUCCUCAGCGUGGUCAUUCACCCUCGCUGCUACCCCAGCACUACUCAGCUAUAUCUUCGUAGCUCGAGUAUCAUGGGGCACGGCUGCUCGCGUAUGGCACCUCCGCCGUAUCGCCUUCAUCUACGACGCUCAGCGACCCUUUGAGGCUACUGAUCAGCAAGAGGCUGAGGAUGUUGAACAGACCAAGAGUACAAUGAAGCAGAAGCUGGCAUUCUGUGCUAUUUUCAUGGCUGCCAUCUUGGGCUACUUCCUAGUUGUAUUCGCGGCAAUUCAGGGGAAACCUUUUGAGGCCCAACCUCUCAACAUCUUGGUCCAGGCCAUACCCUACCUCGGUGCUGCCACCGCGUCGUACUACGCCUCACUCGGCACGUACAAGCUCAGCUACGUCAACUCGAAUCCUUCACGAGCCCUCUGCCGCAAACAGCACAAGGGCAAGGGCGAGGACCUUCUGCAAGUCGUCAAGACAAAUCACGCCGACGAUGGCACAGACACGCCCCCUCCUCGCAUUCGCGUGGCUUCUGCUGUCGUUGCAAGCAUCGUGGGAUUGCUACUAGCCAGCAUCCCUUACGGACCCUUGCUAGACUACACCUUCUUUGCCGUCGGCACUUGGUGUGCCGCUACUACCAGUGGCUUGCAAACGGCCGUCGGCUUUGCCAUGUCCCUAGCCUUGUCGACGAAGCGCCCCUUCCGAGCUCUCGUGGUGCUCGUCUGUGCCAUCUACACGCUCGGACUUUGCAUCUCUGCCGCCCUCAUUUUCUCCGGAGGCGACGACGGUGGCUCAAAGUCACACUCUACCAAGGAAGAUCUCGACCUCUUCGGCGCCCCGGCCUUCAUGCACGUCUCCAGCCUCAUCUUCGCUUUCCACUACUUACAGACGACCGGCCUACUUCUCACACUACUGGCCAUUGGCGCCCGCUUCGACAUCGCUGUCAAGGCAGCGCAGCACGGCCGAAAGACGUACAACAUCAGUCGCGAGAUGGCAACAAGCGUUCUCGAGGAGAGUCGCUCUCUCUGUCGCCCUGUCAAGGGUGCAGACGGCAAGUUUCGCAUUCCCAUCGUCACGACGUCAUAUGCGCAAGCUUGCCCUCAUGGUAAGCCGAUGACGCUAGCCGAUUCGACCACCUUCCGCGCCGGCCUCAUCGUCUCUGCCGUCGUCUUCCUCUUCAGCGUCCCUCUGCACGAGUCCUCUGUCAACGUCAUGACCCCUUCCGACGGCCGUCUCUUGCUCCUGUGGAACGUACCCGCUAUCGCUGCAACCCCCUUCGCGGUGAUCGUUAUGAUGUGGUCGGCGAGGAAGGCGCCUUUGAGCUUGUGGGGCUACGCCGAGGACUGGUCCGCACCCAAGGUUCCCAAGGCGGAUGAGGUCGAUGAGACUGCGGAGGUUGCGAAUUUGCUGGGUGAGGCCGAGGCAGGACAGGGAGAAAAGGAGGGGAUGUGGUUGAGGGAGGACUGGGAUUGCGACGGAGAGUGGAGCGAGAAGUGGUAGACGUGCGAGCGA
Messenger RNA from Jaminaea rosea, 1800 nucleotides. RefSeq lists its product as hypothetical. The transcript has a single exon. NCBI's taxonomy places the organism in Eukaryota, Fungi, Basidiomycota, Exobasidiomycetes, Microstromatales. Bases 280 to 1788 code for a protein of 502 amino acids. The record is from RefSeq and is a predicted model, not a curated record.